AUGACGUUCAAGCAAGCGUCCAUGAUGGCCCCGGAGGCCACGGCCAGCACGCUGCCCAUGAGCACGAUGGAGAACUCCACUGAGGCCGCGGGGCCGGGCGAGAGCAAGGAGGACAUGUUCACCAAACUGAGGGACAAGUUCAUGAAUGAGCUCAACAAGAUUCCCUUGCCACCCUGGGCCCUCAUCGCCAUUGCGGUCGUGGCUGGACUCCUCAUCCUCACCUGUUGCUUCUGCAUCUGCAAGAAGUGCUGCUGCAAGAAGAAGAAGAACAAGAAGGAGAAGGGCAAAGGCAUGAAGAAUGCCAUGAACAUGAAGGACAUGAAGUCAGGCAACCAGGACGACGAUGACGCAGAGACGGGUCUGACGGAGGGGGAAGGUGAGGAAGAGGAGAAGGAGCCGGAGAACCUGGGCAAGCUGCAGUUCUCACUGGACUACGAUUUCCAGGCAAACCAGCUCACAGUGGGGAUCCUCCAAGCUGCUGAACUGCCAGCUUUAGACAUGGGUGGCACCUCAGACCCCUACGUCAAGGUGUUCCUGCUCCCUGACAAGAAGAAAAAGUACGAGACCAAAGUGCAGAAGAAGACCCUCAACCCUGCCUUCAAUGAGACCUUCACCUUCAAAGUGCCCUACCAGGAGCUGGGUGGGAAGACGCUGGUGAUGGCCAUCUAUGACUUCGAUCGCUUCUCCAAGCACGACAUCAUCGGUGAGGUGAAGGUGCCCAUGAACACUGUGGACCUGGGCCAGCCCAUCGAGGAGUGGCGGGACCUGCAGAGUGGCGAGAAGGAGGAGCCAGAGAAGCUGGGAGAUAUCUGCAUCUCCCUCCGGUACGUGCCCACGGCCGGGAAGCUCACUGUCUGCAUCCUGGAGGCCAAGAACCUGAAGAAGAUGGAUGUUGGGGGCCUCUCAGAUCCCUACGUGAAGAUCCAUCUGCUGCAGAAUGGCAAGAGAUUGAAGAAGAAGAAGACCACAGUCAAGAAGAAGACCCUGAACCCCUACUUCAAUGAGUCUUUCAGCUUUGAGAUCCCCUUUGAGCAGAUACAGAAAGUGCAGGUGGUCAUCACAGUGCUGGACUACGACAAGCUGGGGAAGAACGAAGCCAUCGGCAAGAUCUUCACAGGCUUGAACUCCACGGGCACGGAGCUGCGGCACUGGUCCGACAUGCUGGCCAACCCCCGGCGGCCCAUUGCCCAGUGGCACUCGCUCAAGCCGGAGGAAGAAGUGGAUGCAGCUCUUGGGAAGAACAAAUAGGCAGCUCUGCCGGCCGGCGCGGCGCUGCGGACAGUUGACCCAGAGCUACUGAUACCUCAGUUCUGCAACCUUCCUUUUGGUUUUUUUGUUCUGUUCUAAGCUGAAAUG
This is a messenger RNA of Poecile atricapillus (Black-capped chickadee), 1356 nucleotides long. It is a transcript of the gene SYT2, whose product is annotated as synaptotagmin 2. Gene Ontology annotation, molecular function: syntaxin binding; clathrin binding; calcium ion binding. Gene Ontology annotation, biological process: regulation of calcium ion-dependent exocytosis; cellular response to calcium ion; calcium ion-regulated exocytosis of neurotransmitter. The coding region runs from base 1 to 1248 and encodes 415 amino acids. NCBI's taxonomy places the organism in Eukaryota, Metazoa, Chordata, Aves, Passeriformes, Paridae. The transcript has 8 exons. Gene Ontology annotation, cellular component: synaptic vesicle membrane; axon; dense core granule. The record is from RefSeq and is a predicted model, not a curated record.